AUGUCUGAGUUUAUCAAUUACAAGGUGAAUAUCUUUCUUCGAGAUGGGACCCAAUCAACGGGAACAAUCACUCAUGUUGAUAGUCAAAAGAUUGUAUUGGGUUCAGAAUCUUCCAAUGGACCAAUUCAUAUUGACAGUCAUCAGAUUGCUGACCUUAAAGUUGUACAACUUCCUCAAGAUUUCUUGAAGAAACUUAAGAACAAUAAGAAGGGGAAGAAGGAACAACAACAACAACGAGGUGGUGGUACUCCGGUUCCUGGUUUAUUGGAUGAUGCCAUUGUAUUUGCUAAACCCUCAUCAAAUCAAGUUCAAAAGGUUCAAGACAGUAAUAGUAGAUCCAACACACCAAAAUUAAAGCUGCAAAAGUCACAUCAAUUCCCUACACCAUCCACAGGGACAUCAGACCCAGUUGAUUGGAAUAAUGAUUCAGACGUUCAACAAAUCAAAUCAUCAAAUGAAUUUGAUUUUGCUGCCAAUUUGGCAAUGUUUGAUAAAAAAUCAGUAUUUGCCGAUUUUCAACGUAACGAUAAUGUUAGUCCAAGUGAAAGACUUGUUGGUCACAAUAAACUUGAAAAUGUAGAAAAGGAAAAAUAUAAAAAUGAUGAAAUGGUUCUUGAUAAUACCAAAUCGGACAAUUGGCAUUUAAUAGGAGCUAAAACAACUCAAACAAACAAGAAAUCCGGAAUGACCUCAGGAGGUCGUGGUACUCCUGUAGAUGAAUCUUUCUUAGCACCAGUUAAAAGAACAUUUAAGUUGAUUAACUCUGAGAGUGGAGAAGUUGUACCAUUAUGUUCUCCAGUACAAUCUCUUGAAAUUGAAAGAUUGGCCUCUGAAUCUUAUGGAAUUACAUCAGAUAUUAUGUCAGAGAAUGGUGCAGUCAAUUUAUCUCAACUUAUUUUACAAAGUAUUCUUGGAGGCCAUAAUCGUUUGAGUAAUAAGAAGAAUCAUAAUUUACCUCCAUUGGUUCUUUUACUUAUAGGCAGUGGGAAAUGUGGAGCCAGGGCAUUUGCUACAGGACGUCAUUUGACAAAUCAUGGUGUUAGAGUUCUUGCAUUUGUAGCCAGUGGAGAAGAAUCUGAAGAAAUACUUUCUCAUCAACGUGAAAUCUUUGAAAUGGCUGGGGGAAAAGUUAUCUCAUCUGAUUUCCAACAAUUAUUGAACAUAUUGUACAAUGAACUUGAUACUCCAGUUGAGUUAAUCAUUGAUGCAUUACAAGGAUACGAUGACCAUUUGGAAGAUAUCUUCUUCCAAGAAGAAGAUGUAAAGGUGUUACAGAAUAUAAUAGAAUGGUGUAAUGAGCCACUUCAGCAAACAAAGGUCAUGUCUCUUGAUAUUCCCUCUGGCAUUGAUGGAGGUUCGGGCACGGUGCUGGACUUCGGCUUGAAACUCAACUGUAAAUGGUGUGUCUCAAUGGGUCUCCCAAGUACUGGGUUGUUGCAUGCCUACAAAAAUGGACUUUUACCAACAGGUGUAGAAGGAGAAGUUUUACAUUAUGUUGUAGAUGUUGGAAUCCCCAACAAGUUAUUUAGUAGUAAGGGUAACUUGAGAAAGUUUGAUAAAUUCUGGUUUAGUGCUGGUGCUGGUAUCAAACUUGAAGUUAACGUAGAAUAG
This is a messenger RNA of [Candida] anglica, 1611 nucleotides long. The record is from the annotation of a GenBank genome assembly. NCBI's taxonomy places the organism in Eukaryota, Fungi, Ascomycota, Pichiomycetes, Serinales, Debaryomycetaceae.